UUAUUGGAUCCAUUUUGAUUUAUGCAUGUGAGUGUCCACAUCUUGAGAGGGAUUUAGUCAAUAAACGAAGAAAGAAGAGAGAGAAGGGGAAAUGGCAAGAGGGAGAGUGGAAGUGAAAAGAAUAGAGAACAAGGUCAAUAGACAAGUAACCUUCUCCAAAAGAAAAGGUGGUUUGCUCAAGAAAGCCUACGAACUCUCUGUUCUAUGUGAUGUCGAGGUUGCUCUUAUCAUCUUCUCCAGCAGUAGCAAGCUCUAUGAGUUCAGCAGUGAUGCAAUGGAGAAGACAAUUGAAAGGUACAGUCGCUGUAACAACAACAUUUUGGACAAUAAUAGACCUGAAGAGUCUACACAGAGGUGGUCUCAAGAGGUGACAAAGCUCAGAUCCAAAUAUGAAUCUCUUCUUCGCACUCAUAGGUAUUUGCUUGGGGAAGAUCUUGGAGAGAUGAGUGUCAAAGAAUUGGAGACGCUCGAGAGACAGCUUGAAGGAGCUCUCUCGGCGACCAGGCAACGCAAGACGCAGGUUACUAUGGAACAAAUGGAAGACCUUCGUAGAAAGGAGAGGCAGCUCGGAGAUAUAAACAAGAAGAUGAAGCUUGAGGUAGAAGGUCAUGAAUUCAAAGGCUUUCAAGACCUUUUGCUAAAUUCGGAUGCUAGGGCUGGUUCCACUGAUUUUUCCUUGUUUUCGUCUCACCACAACUCUGUGGAUUGCGACGUCGGACAGUUCUUGAAAAACGGGUUUCAACAACAAUAUGAGCAAGGUGAUGGAUUGGUGUUGGAGAGUAAUGUGGGAUGUGACUGUGAAACCAACUUGACCCAAGGAUGAGUUCAUCAAAAGGUCACACAAAAAUGAGAAGCUCAUACUCUUCUCUUUUUCGAAGUUAUAUGCCAAAGUUUUCUUUU
This is a messenger RNA of Brassica oleracea var. oleracea, 900 nucleotides long. Its product is annotated as agamous-like MADS-box protein AGL13. The record is from RefSeq and is a predicted model, not a curated record. The coding region runs from base 92 to 823 and encodes 243 amino acids. Gene Ontology annotation, biological process: positive regulation of transcription by RNA polymerase II. Lineage: Eukaryota; Viridiplantae; Streptophyta; Magnoliopsida; Brassicales; Brassicaceae. Gene Ontology annotation, molecular function: DNA-binding transcription factor activity, RNA polymerase II-specific; RNA polymerase II cis-regulatory region sequence-specific DNA binding; protein dimerization activity. The transcript has 8 exons. Gene Ontology annotation, cellular component: nucleus.